AUGUACCGCUCCACCAAGGGCGCCUCCAAGGCGCGGCGGGACCAGAUCAACGCCGAGAUCCGCGCCCUCAAGGACCUGCUGCCCGUGGCCGAGGCUGACAAGCUGCGCCUCUCCUACCUGCACGUCAUGUCCCUCGCCUGCAUCUACACCCGCAAGGGUGUCUUCUUCGCCCAAGGUGGGUACCGCGGCGUGGACCUGGUUGCCCAGGGCGACAGCAUCUAUGACAUCCUGGACCCAGCCGACCACUUCGUGAUGAGGAACCAGCUGGCAUUGCCAUCGCCCCCUGACACAGAGCGCCUGUUCCGGUGCCGGUUCACCACAGCAAAGGCAGCACGGCGCCAGGGCGCAGGCAACAAGCUGGUGCUUCUGCGCGGCCGCUUCCACCCACCCCUGCCGGGGCCUUACUGGGCCUCCAACCCUGUGAUCACAGCCUUCGCUGCCCCCCUGGAGCCUGCACCACGCCCUGGUCCCAGCCCUGGCCCUGCUGGCCUGCUUCCAGCUGCCUUCGAGACCUGCCAUGCCAAGAACAUGGCUCUGCUGGAUGCCUCUGACAGUGUGCUGUUCCAUCUGGGCUUUGAGCGGGCUGAGCUCGUGGGGCGCUCAUGGUACGGGCUGCUGCACCCUGAGGACCUUGGCCAUGCAGCCACCCAGCACUGCCGCCUGCUGGGCGAUGCUGGAGACGGUCCUGUAGAGCUGGUACUGAGGCUGCAGAGCCGAGACGCGCUGCGCUGGGUCUGGGUCUACGUCCUGGCCCGGCCGGAUGGCCCCGACCGCCACGUCUCCUGCCACAACUAUGUCAUCAGCGAGCCAGAGGCCUGGUGUCUGCGCCAGCAGCUGGCUCUGGAAGACCCUCAUGGGGGCUUGGCCCCGGCUCCAACUCCAGCUCCAUCUCUGGCUCCAGCUCUUACUUCAGCUCCAGCCUUCCCCGAGGGGCCCAUGAGCAAGUCUGUGCCGGGGACCACACCGGAGCCAAUGCCAGAGGGCUGCGGCCUACCCUACGAGAAGCUGCCGCCCACCCCCGACUGCCCGGGCAGCGGAGACUGCACAGUGAUGACGCUGCCCCGCAUCACUGGACCCCUCUACGUGGACGUCCCUGCUGGGCUGCUCACACCCGAGGCCUCGCCGGGCAAGCGGGGGCCCUGCCUCUGGCCCCUAGCCCUGGACAAAGCUUGGCCUGGGCUGGAUUUGCUACCAGACCCUGAGGAUGCCGCGCUGCUGGAAGACACAGCCAGCGUGGAGGAGCUCCUGGACGCGCUGCUGGUGGAAGCUGGAGCUUGGGGGGGGGUUUCCCCCAGCCUGCUGCCCCUCCCUGCCGCUGCCUCCCCGCCUGCACCCCCUGGCCCUGGGGGCCUGUCCCCUGCCGAGCGGCACCUCCUGGACGACCUGGCAUCCUACGAAACCGCCUUCGAGGCAGGUGCCUCGAGCCGCCCCCGUGAUGGGGCGGGUGAGUUGCAUCAACUCCAUGGACGCCCGAGUGACGCCUUCCACCCAGAUGGAAGCGAGAGUGACCCCACGUUCUGAAAUAAGUCUGUGACUUAACUUCACCCAGUAUGGCAUAUUGUCAUAUUUCGAGGAACCCCCUCUCCUCCCCCGCCUGCCAGCCGGCACGGAGACAGCGCCCGGACGCCUGGGUUCUCCGACUCCCCCACACCCCGCACUGGACGGCGCGU
Messenger RNA from Alligator sinensis (Chinese alligator), 1670 nucleotides. It is a transcript of the gene NPAS4, whose product is annotated as neuronal PAS domain protein 4. Gene Ontology annotation, molecular function: protein dimerization activity; DNA-binding transcription factor activity, RNA polymerase II-specific; RNA polymerase II transcription regulatory region sequence-specific DNA binding. The transcript has 8 exons. The record is from RefSeq and is a predicted model, not a curated record. Gene Ontology annotation, biological process: regulation of transcription by RNA polymerase II. Lineage: Eukaryota; Metazoa; Chordata; Crocodylia; Alligatoridae. The coding region runs from base 1 to 1521 and encodes 506 amino acids.